Molecule: messenger RNA, 1125 nt
Organism: Lecanosticta acicola
Lineage: Eukaryota; Fungi; Ascomycota; Dothideomycetes; Mycosphaerellales; Mycosphaerellaceae
Source: the annotation of a GenBank genome assembly
AUGGGCAGCGCACCGCCUAAGAGCAAGCUCUUCGAGCCUCUGCAGAUCGGAUCCAUGAAGCUAUCAAAUCGCAUCGUCAUGGCUCCCCUGACGCGCUUUCGCGCAGAGGACAACCACGUUGUGAUGGACAUGGCACAGGAAUACUACGAACAGCGAGCAAAAGCCUACCCGGGAACCCUGAUCGUUUCCGAAGCAGUCCUCGUCUCUCCCCGAGCAUCCGGAUACCCCAACGUACCCGGCAUCUGGAACCAGGAACAGAUUGACGGAUGGCGCAAGAUUGUCGAGAGGGUCCACAAGGCGGGCUCCUACAUCUACCUCCAGCUCUGGGCUCUCGGACGCGUCGCGAACCCGGGCAUCAAGACGGCCGAGGGCACGGGAGACGUCGUCUCUUCCUCCCCAACCCCCUAUGCCCCCGACGCCCCCGUGCCCCGCGAGCUCUCCGAGGCCGAGAUCUGGCAGUACAUCGCCGACUACGCCACGGCCGCCCGCAACGCGAUCCAAGCCGGUUUCGACGGCGUCGAAAUCCACGCCGCCAACGGCUACCUGAUCGACCAGUUCACGCAGGACACCUGCAACAAGCGCACAGACCAAUGGGGCGGCUCCAUCGCCAAUCGCGCCCGCUUCGGCGUCGAAGUGACCAAAGCCGUCAUGGCCGCCGUGGGCGCGCACAAGACGGGCAUCCGCCUCUCGCCCUAUUCGGAAUUCCAGGGCAUGAAAAUGGCCGAUCCCAUGCCGCAGUUCACGCACCUCGCCGCGGAGCUGCGCCGGCUGCGCCCGGCGUACCUGCACCUCGUCGAGUCGCGCAUCUCGGGCAACGCGGACAUUGAAGCGACGGAGAAGAUUGAUGCGCUGGUGCAGGUCUGGGGCGCGACGAGCCCCGUGUUGAUCGCCGGGGGGUUCACGCCGGACAGCGCGCGGCGGGCGGUGGAUGAGGAGUACAAGGAUCGCGACUUGGCGGUUGUGUUUGGGCGAUACUUCAUUCCCAAUCCGGAUUUGGUCUAUAGGAUUGCGAACGGGAUCGAGUUGAGGAAGUACGAGAGGGACUUGUUCUAUAAUGCCAAGAGUCCCCAGGGUUACAUUGACUACGACUUCUGUGAGCAGUGGAAGAAGGAGCAUGGCGCGUGA